Lytechinus variegatus (green sea urchin) is the source of this 1737-nucleotide messenger RNA. Its product is annotated as coagulation factor VIII-like. Bases 9 to 1637 code for a protein of 542 amino acids. The record is from RefSeq and is a predicted model, not a curated record. Lineage: Eukaryota; Metazoa; Echinodermata; Echinoidea; Temnopleuroida; Toxopneustidae. The transcript is spliced from 9 exons. Gene Ontology annotation, cellular component: membrane.
UGUCAGUUAUGCUGUCAAUAGCGGACACCCAACUCCAGAACCAGACAAGUUGUGCAGAUGGAUACCAACUCAAAUAUACCUUACCGAUGUUUCACCAGUGUCCAAUGAAGAAUCAUGCCGAAAGGGGUCUGAUACAAACCAUACCGAAACUGAUCCCUAUUCCGACAAUUACCAAUAACUGUCCCAUAAGACAGAAUCGACUGGGAAUACUCGAGGGCAGGCGCGUAUGUAAAAUCCCAGAUUGUUCUGACGAAGUGUGUAAAAACGGCUGGUGCGAGGAAACUACAACGGGUUUUACAUGCCAUUCUUCAGAUGUUUCCAAUGAUUCGAUCUGUGAAAAUGACUCUUUAAUCGAUUCAGUGAGGCUACUUGGAGAUAACACCAAUGAAGGAGUAAUAAUGAUAUCCUCUCGUACCAUGAUCGGAAAUGCUACCACCUACAUGUUGAUAGAACAAGAUGGAUGGAAUUCAGAUGCGUCCCGACUGGUCUGUCAGUAUCUAGGCUUUGAAGGAGUCUAUGCAACCUUGAUUGGGAAACAUUUCAAUGUGUCAUCUUUGGAUAAUAACACCCAGUCAGCGAUCGUGGAAUGUCCCGAUAACGCUACUGCCAUCACGGAAUGCUGGUAUAAUGAAACAAGGGUUGGUCAGAUAGAAACAUCUAUCGGUGUCAUCUGCUGUUCGGUGAAUCGGGUUUGCAGGUCACCAGGUAAUCCAAUUACACAAAACAUGGCUUUCACACCGUCAACCUGCUACACUGGGUCUACGUGUAUCAAGGCAUCACGAUUGGGUGGCAUAGUAUGGUACCCUAAACCACAAGCGAAUUCGGAUGACAGUUCUCGUUGGAUUCAAGUUCGCUUUAUUAACUCAAUCCAUCUCAUCACUGCCGUUACUACGAAAGGAAGACGAUGGGGAGUGUCAUCCUACAUUGUCUCCUUCAGUCUUAAUGGGACAGGAUGGAAUGAAUAUUUGGACAACUAUUCAAAAUAUACCAAGAUAUUUCCCUGUAGUCCUGAGAUGAAUGAUGUGACACACGUCUUCGAGAAGCCUGUACUAUGUCGCCUCUUCAGGAUUCAUGUAAAGACGAUUAGAUCUUCUGCCAUGCUUAGAUUUGAGUUAACUGGGUACGACCAAGUAAAUGAUGCCCUGGCUUCUAUGAACCAAGAACACGGAUGUCCAUCUCCAAUCCAUGGGGAGCCUAUAGGGAUUCAAGAUGGCCGCAUCCCAGACUCUAGUGUGACUUGCUCAUCACUUUUGGACCCUCAUUUCAUUCAGAGGCUUAAUGCUACCAACACUGUCGGAGCUUGGAAAACUGAUUACAACAAUACGGAUAUGUGGGUUAAGAUUGAUAUCGGAAAGCCUUCUUAUGUCACCGGUGUUAUCGUUCAAGGGAGAGAUACACAUUACCAAUGGGUUACUUCUGUCUUUAUCUCAUACUCUAUGAAUGACAUAGAUUGGGUCUUUGCUUUGGAGCAAGAAUGUGGUACCCGAAAGGAAUACGCAGCUAACUUUGAUCAUUGUUCGCUAGUGACCAUACUGUUUCCUCGACCAAUCAACGCACGAUACGUCAAAAUACAUCCUAGAAAAUUUGAUAGACAAAUAUCCAUGAGAUUUGAAGUACUUGGUAUCCGACAAGAAUGAUGGAAUGAAUGAUAGUGAUACUAGCUGUAAUGUUGAUCAUUAACCGUAUCAGACAUCUGAGCAGGGCAACUUUGAUACAUUGUUGCCUGCUUAUGACUGG